Prunus armeniaca (apricot) is the source of this 378-nucleotide messenger RNA. The record is from the annotation of a GenBank genome assembly. NCBI's taxonomy places the organism in Eukaryota, Viridiplantae, Streptophyta, Magnoliopsida, Rosales, Rosaceae.
AUGGCACCCUCCAUCUUCUCUCUACUGCUCCUCUGCCCCUGCAUUGGUAUUCUCCAAAUUCCACAGUCCUCUUGCUGGAUUGACACUUCUAUAUUGAUAGUUUGCACUUAUCUGGUUCGCGGUGUGAAGGACAAGAGGCUCCGGGUUAAGGGACCCGUGAGAAUGCCAACCAAGGUUCCGCACAUUACCACCAGGAAGUCCCCUUGUGGUGAACGUAUGUUUCAUUGUGAAAUGUUCUUGUUGUUAACUUAUGGCUUGAUGCUUUAUGGGCAAGGCAAGGCAAGGCUUAUGGCCAUUUACUCAGAGUUGGGAGUUCUCUUGUUUGUGCCAAGUUACAUAAGUAAAAUUUGUUGCUUAUUGUGGCCUAUUCAUGAUUGA